Molossus molossus (Pallas's mastiff bat) is the source of this 3594-nucleotide messenger RNA. It is a transcript of the gene TSPYL1, whose product is annotated as TSPY like 1. NCBI's taxonomy places the organism in Eukaryota, Metazoa, Chordata, Mammalia, Chiroptera, Molossidae. The coding region runs from base 83 to 1378 and encodes 431 amino acids. Gene Ontology annotation, molecular function: histone binding; chromatin binding. Gene Ontology annotation, cellular component: chromatin; nucleus. The transcript has a single exon. Gene Ontology annotation, biological process: nucleosome assembly. The record is from RefSeq and is a predicted model, not a curated record.
GCGCCAGCAGCCGCUUUCCACCGAACGCGGCUCCUGUGAGGAAAACGGACAUUAACCUACGGUUGUUCUGGCUGCUGCCAACAUGAGUGACCUGGAUGGGUUCGCGAGGGCCCUUCUCCAGACCUGCAGCCCGACUGCUCCUGACCGUGCCCCAGGCGACCCCGACCCACACCGGUACCUGAAGCUCCGUGAGGAAACCGAGUUGUCCCAGGUGAUGGCGGAGACGGGGGAGGGAAGCUUGGAAGCCGUCGCACUCCCACAGCCCCAGCUUCCAGAGGAGGAGGGGGCCUCCCACGACCCCGUGGGCCGUGGCCAUACUCCCCAGGUCCGAGGCGUUGGGGAUCGCGGUGACGGAGCGACUAAAGCGGGGCUAGAAGAGGCCCCGCCUCCCGCCGAGGCUCAGGAAGCCGAGUCUGUGUCCAUGGCAACGGACAGCGGCCUGCGCCACGGCUGUCCGCUGGGUGAGCAGCGCUGCCCCGGUGCAGAGCCGGCCUUAGAAACCCCUGGCGCAGACGGGUCGGGGCCUGAGGUGGGGGCAGCGGCGAAGGCCGAGGAAGUGAACACCAUCUCCGUAGCAGUGGAUGAGGAGGUGGUGGAAAAGGAAAGAGUGGAGGGGGAGAAAGCAGUGGAGCUGGCGAUGGAGGUAGAGAAGCCAGUGGGUGAAGAAAUAGAAAUGGCGGAGGAAAACAGAGUGGUGGAAGAGGUGAUGGAGGGGGCAGAGCCCCAGCCUCUGAAUAUGAAUCUCCGCAUGAACCCCCUGGAGGCCAUUCAGCUGGAACUGGACUCCGUUAAUGCCCAGGCUGACAGGGCUUUUCAGCAACUGGAGCACAAGUUUGGACGGAUGCGUCGCCACUACCUGGAGCGGAGGAACUACAUCAUUCAGAACAUCCCGGGCUUCUGGGUCACUGCCUUUCGGAAUCAUCCCCAGCUGUCCCCCAUGAUUAGGGGCCAAGACGCAGAAAUGUUAAGAUACAUAACCAAUUUGGAAGUGAAGGAAUUCAGACACCCGAGAACUGGCUGCAAGUUCAAGUUCUUCUUUCGAAGAAACCCCUACUUCAGAAACAAGCUGAUUGUCAAGGAAUAUGAGGUCAGAGCCUCUGGCCGAGUGGUAUCUCUUUCCACUCCAAUCAUCUGGCGUCGGGGCCAUGAACCCCAGUCCUUCAUUCGCAGGAACCAAGACGUGGUCUGCAGUUUCUUUACCUGGUUUUCAGACCACAGCCUUCCAGAGUCUGACAGAAUUGCUGAGAUUAUCAAAGAGGACCUGUGGCCAAAUCCACUGCAAUACUACCUGUUGCGUGAAGGAGCCCGUAGAGCCAGACGUCGUCCAAUAAGGGAACCAGUGGAGAUUCCCAGGCCCUUUGGGUUCCAGUCUGGUUAAACUUUGUCCUUGGGACUAGGUCUCCUAACACUUCUUGCUGGACAACAGAAAUGGGUAUGCUGUCUACUUUUAUGUUUUCUUGACAUUCCGGCAACCUUUUUUCUCUGGACAUUUAGUGUUCUCAAUCUCAAGACAGACCUUCAUGGCCAAGCUUCUCCACUUCUGUACAGCCUUCAUGCUGUUCUGCAUCAGUAUCACAUGCUGCAAGGCCAUGUACUGCUAAGCCAAGUAAAUGAUGCUUUAAAUUUCACUGCCUUUAUCUGCACUGCUUAAACCCUAUUUGUUUCCAGAGCCUUUGGUCUGGCUUUUACUACCUGGAAUUCUAACUUUGUCUAGGAGCCCAUUCUACCCACUCUGCUCUGCAGUGCAGGCACGUAGCCUAUGGACACUUGCAGGUCAUUAACCAAAUAAAGGGAGAGCAGCAGUGGGCCACUUGGUCUUGGUGAUUUAUGUGACCAAUGUUCCCCUUGCACCUCGGGUCACCUCCUAUCGUUGCUUGCUUCUCGCUGUGCCCACCCCUCUUGGCUGUUGCCUAUUGAAUGAACAUCUCACUGUCAGCCCCUGUCAUUUCUGAUAAAGCAGGAUCUCCAGAACUGGUGGUGGACACAAGUUUUCUGCAGCACAAGUUUUUUUUCCAGCCCUUCCAUUCCUCUACCCAGAAGACAUCUCCUCAGUUCCUCACCCCCUCUUUUCUCCACCCCCAUCAUCCAUGAACCCUACUGUCAGGCAAGUGGUUGGGUGACAAGUUAGACCUUGUCUUCAUGACAAGGGUAAGGAUGGUGUCCAGGCUUUUCAGCCUCAACUAGUGAAUUCACACAAAACUUACGUACUUCUUUGUACCUCCUUUCCUUAUCCUGAAAAGGAUUGUCAGGAAAGCAGUAUAUUUUCUUGGUGUGUGUGUCUUAUCUAAAAAAAAAGAAAAGAUAGCUUGGAAACAUCUGCAAAAGCAGAUUAUUUUAGUUAAUUUGGCUACAUGAUUUACAUGGAUGUGUUGUCCUGUAAAACAGACUUCCAGAGCUCUUAUUUCCCUCUGCUUUCUUCCCCAUCUUCCAUCCCCCAACAUCUGGAAGGUUUAAAGGCAGAUAGAUGGAAUGAAAAGUGUUAUCUAAUUCAUAAUGUAUGAAGAACUAAAGAGAUUGUGAUGGGUACCCUAAACGGGGAGGUGAACAAAAGACCAUAGGCAAAAAUGAGCCAGAUAAAAAUUGGGCCUAAAAUUAAGACUGGCUGACUGAGUCUUCAAGGAAAAGAUUUUUUUCUAUGUUAGUGGUGAUGGGAGGAGAAAUACUUAUUCUCAGAAUUUCCAGGGGAGAAUUGAAGAAUAUUGGAGUGUUAAAUAUGUUGCCAAGAGAAGAGUUCUUUAAAGAAACACAACUUUGGAAGUUUUCUCUUUUCAUUUGACUUAAUUUAUGCAGAAAAUUAAUGUUGUAUCCUUUAUUUCACUAGUAUUUAGUAAAGUCCAGUUAUUUUCUGUGUUUCUGUUUACUGAGCUGUACAGGCUUUCUUCGCUUUCAUUUAGCAACAUUUAGAAAAUAACAGUCUUACUUUCCAGUAUGAUAAAGCCUUAAAUGAACAUUCAUAGUGGUUUUCAACUUGUUCUUGUUUCUGUCAAAACUGUAUUCUUAGAGAUAUAAAUAACUUGGUUUUGUCAGAUUCUCAAGACUUUGGAAAUUGUCCUCAUGGAAAAAAUAACCUGGAAAAAGAACAUGUGGCUUGAUUGUCACUUGGUAAUUUGCCCUGGUAACAAUUUAGUAAUUGAUGUGUCUCUUUUCCUAAAAUAGCUUAAAUACUUGGGAGAUUCCUAUGUCAAAUUGGAAGUGUACCAUUAGCAUAUUUAUCUUUUCUUAUAUGCAUGAUGUUAAAAAUAAAAAGCACGUUACUCUGUUAGAGUUCUUAUUUUUCACCCUGCCAACAAACAUGCUUGAAGAAAUUAUUCAAGAUAACAGAUUAUGGAAUAUAAUAAAGUCAUUAAAUGGAUGCAACAGGCAUUAUCCCAAAGGUGAAAUAAAAUAUGGUACACCACCUGUACUUUACAAGGUAGGGAAGGAUGUUGCUUUUGUUUGCUUUAAAAUGUCAACAAUUGCAACUGCUUACUCAUAAUGUCACUUUUUUCCCCAUACAGUUUGUGCAGCAGCCCUCUACCCACUUCACUUCUUUAGAGCUCCCAUUUCUGUCUAUGUAGAUAAUAGUCUCAGAUUAUUCAGGCUCUUUUUAGUCAU